Aspergillus glaucus CBS 516.65 is the source of this 300-nucleotide messenger RNA. RefSeq lists its product as uncharacterized. Bases 1 to 300 code for a protein of 99 amino acids. The transcript has 2 exons. NCBI's taxonomy places the organism in Eukaryota, Fungi, Ascomycota, Eurotiomycetes, Eurotiales, Aspergillaceae. The record is from RefSeq and is a predicted model, not a curated record.
AUGCCGGCAUCAAUCCCAUCCCAGCAAACACCUGGGAAAGAUUCAUCGGGUUGGGUUCAGUCCCGGAGCUCCAAUCCGCCUCGAGACGAUGACUCGGGCUCUGGAGUUGAAGCCCCAUCUUCCCGCAGACGAUUACACAAGCCCGUUUCGGAAGCUAAUCUACAAUCCGAAGCUUCCCAUCAGCCCUCUAAGAGUAUCACCGGGUCGCGUUUUGGUGCCAUGGCCAAGAGGAGGUUAUCCAUUCGCGAUCAGAAGGCGCCUCAGGGUCCGCGACCGCAGGAAUCCUCGCAAAGAAGGUAG